AUGUCGGAUCCGUAUCGGCUUGAGUGUGGAGUCAGGCAAGGUGGCUUAACAUCACCAACCCUAUUCAAUCUAUAUAUCAACGGGCUGAUCGUAGCGCUUAGCAGUCAGCAUGUCGGCUGCCACAUUGACGGUGUUUGUGUCAAUAAUCUGAGUUACGCAGACGACAUGGUGCUGCUGAGUGCAUCGGUCUGCGGCCUGAGGAAGCUGAUACGGAAAUGCGAGGAAUAUGCAUGUGGUCACGGAUUAUUGUAUAAUGUCAGAAAGAGUCAAUACAUGAUCUUUGAGGCCGCUGGUGCGAAAUGUCCUGAUAAUAUACCUCAAAUAAAAUUGAAUGGUGUACCCUUGGAAAGGGUUAAACAGUUUCAGUAUCUGGGGCAUUUACUCACCUUCGACCUAAGGGAUCACGCUGAUAUGGACCGGGAACGGAGGGCGCUGUCGGUCAGAGCUAACAUGAUCGCCCGUAGGUUUGCGCGGUGUUCAAAGGAGGUCAAGGUUACACUCUUCCGAGCGUUCUGCACAUCGCUCUACUCGUGCAGCUUAUGGGCUAAUUACAGUAGGAAGAGUUACAGCGUCCUCCGCGUCCAAUACAAUAAUGCGUUUAGGGCGGUGAUGGGGUUGCCUCGGUUUUGUAGCGCCUCUGGUAUGUUUGCGGAUGCGCGCACCGACUGCUUCAAUGCCACCAUGCGCAAGCGGGCCGCGUCCCUGGUGCGCAGAGUGCGGGCCAGCUCCAACACUGUCUUAGCGAUGAUCUCAGGAAGGUUAGACUGUUAUAUUAUCCGGCAUUGUUGCGAAAGGCAUGUCGCAGACCAGCUGCCUCUGAGAAAGUAUUGA
Parnassius mnemosyne (clouded apollo) is the source of this 831-nucleotide messenger RNA. The record is from the annotation of a GenBank genome assembly. Lineage: Eukaryota; Metazoa; Arthropoda; Insecta; Lepidoptera; Papilionidae.